AUGGUCAAGCUCGUGCGCGCCCUCGACUUCCCUCGAUCUGAAGUCUACUACGAUAUCAUGGAGAAGAUGAAUUUCAAGGUCGCGUACACCCUUCGUGCGAAGAGGGUGGAGAGGUGGAUCCGCACCGUCAAGAGGGAUUUCCUCGACGCCACGGAAAUCAAGGUCGUGGGCUUGGACUGCAACUUCGCCGACCCUCGCAAGGGUAACCAACGCGCCGCCGUCCUGCAACUCUCCGUCGUGCAAUAUACUUUGGUCUUCCAUAUUGUGCAUGCCGAUGAAGUGCCAGAACUUCUCAUCGAUUUCCUUGCGGACAAGAACAUAAGAUUUUGUGGUGCGGUAGUCCACAAUGAUGUGUAUAUGUUGCAGACCUACGAAAUUAUUAUUCCGUCUGCGAUCAACCUCCAGCAGAUCCUCCAGAACCCCGUCCCAUGA
Molecule: messenger RNA, 432 nt
Organism: Lolium perenne
Lineage: Eukaryota; Viridiplantae; Streptophyta; Magnoliopsida; Poales; Poaceae
Cellular component (GO): cytoplasm; nucleus
Molecular function (GO): 3'-5' exonuclease activity; nucleic acid binding
Source: RefSeq, a predicted model, not a curated record